Messenger RNA from Plasmodium inui San Antonio 1, 1491 nucleotides. RefSeq lists its product as hypothetical. The record is from RefSeq and is a predicted model, not a curated record. Lineage: Eukaryota; Apicomplexa; Aconoidasida; Haemosporida; Plasmodiidae. The coding region runs from base 1 to 1491 and encodes 496 amino acids. The transcript is spliced from 2 exons.
AUGGAACCCGAGAAAAAUAAUAGCGAUUGGCAAAUGCCUUUCGGCAGGCCCACCAAACAGAGCGUGUCAACUUUUCACCAGGCAGAGCCAGAAGGGAGCCAGUGUCAGAUAGGGAUGAAAUACAAUUAUUCCAGUCUGUUCAAGCCCGGUUCUUCAGGGAGAACCCAAAUAGCUGACUGGAUACGGGACAAGAUGUUCGAGAAUGAUACAUAUGCCUGGGGAAAAGGAUUUUCUCCGUCCGUCUCUACCGGAUUAAAGACGUCCGACGAUAACCAAUACCUAGAUUGGGGAGAUCUCGUCCAUAACGUUUUAAAUCGAAUAGACGCACAAGUAGUAUCCGAAAGGGAUGGCCGGGCCAAGUUGCUAACGUGGACCAAGGAAGACUGGCAAGAUGCCUUAAAUCUGGAGCAAGAGAAGUGCGUGCAUCUGAAUCAAUUCGACUCCGGUAAAAGAGUGUUAUUCGUGGUAAUGUGUAUAAUGACCGGAUUGAUAGAGGGGAAGAACGAGCAGGACACCAAAUUUAGAAAGAGAGGAAGGAUGUGUGAUAUAAUAGAUACAAAUCUAGAAUUCACCGAGGAUCAGUGGGAAGAAUGGAUAAAGCCUACUUCUGACAUGAGGAAGAGUCCUCUUGAGGCAUGUUCUAAACAGAAAGGAUACCAUGGAUGUCAGGAGGCAGCAAUGGCUUUGAUUUUAAGUAUCUAUGGAGGUAUGAAAGAAGUUUACCAGGAGUAUGGGCCUUAUCACCUCACAUAUUGGAUGAAAAAAGGGAAAAGUCCCGGGCACAAGACUAACGUGAAAAUGUGUUCGAUGAAGGAAGAUAAGAUGGAGUGUUUGGACUUUGUAGCAUCAGAUUCCCAAGCAGGAAAGAUACAAAUAGGAGGGGACGAGUUAGAGGAAGUAUUUAGGACCAAGUCCUUUGAGUUAAGGGAACAGCUGGAAACAGUAGAAGAAACCGGUGAAGAUGAAAGGGAUCAUAAAGAAGUCGAUAUAUCUGAAUUCCCCGGGCGGGUUAGAAGUGCCGAGGGUCUAAACACAGAACAAAGUGACAGUGAGAGAUAUCAAGAAUCAUACGAAGAAGUCCUAAUCAGGAAAGAUGCAACCCUCGAAGCUUCGCGAAGACAAGUACAGGACAACGAAACAUUAGACAAGGCAAAAGACUCUAAGGAAUCCUUAAGCUCAUUUACAGAAGGGGAGGAUACUAUACGCAUGGAUUCGUCAGGGCCGGCUAACGAACACCCGACGCCCCCACAGGAAGACGAGAGGUUCAAACAGGAAGAAGCAGGGAGGGACGAAGACAAGAGUCUGUUUCUUUUGGCUGGUCUGGAGGGGUGGAAGUUGAUAGCGGGGCUGGCAGGAGUAGUUUGCAUGGCCUUCGCAGGUGGUUAUGGGAUGUGGAGAGUAUUUAAUAGGGGGGGGCGAAGGAGCAGUAGCAGACCCCGGGGGCGUGAGAUAUCGUUGUAUCAAGUAGGGUAUGGGGCCCCCAGUUGCUAG